Molecule: messenger RNA, 1068 nt
Organism: Trichoplax adhaerens
Lineage: Eukaryota; Metazoa; Placozoa; Uniplacotomia; Trichoplacea; Trichoplacidae
Exons: 1
Coding region: 1-1068 (355 amino acids)
Molecular function (GO): hydrolase activity
Source: RefSeq, a predicted model, not a curated record
AUGAACACGAACCAGCUGAUAGCAAACCCUGUUGACGAGCAAGAGCCAUUACAAGAAGACAUUAAUCAAGAGGUAGACACUUCUUCUAUUGUGAUCAUACCUUUCAGAUUAGAAGCUACCAUUAGACCAGCCGAUCAGGUCAGAGGGUCUUUUUAUGAUCAUUACUUAACACGUAAAAUUACAAAUCAUGUAACUGCUACGAUUAUAGUCGAAGGCAUGAUAAGAACUCAACCAGAAGGACAACCUGAUCUACAUCCAAUACAUAUACUUAACAAUUAUCAUCAACAGCUUUCUUAUAAUCUUGAUAACCAUGCAAAUUGGCCCGAGUAUAUCUUAGAUGAUGAGUUAGGUCAAGAUCAAUCAUUUGGCUUGCUACUGAUCCCAGGUAUGGCUAGAAAGACAAUAGAAAAGCUACCUAAUCACUGUCAACUUCGCCAAGAAUUAGAGUCGAGAGCAAUCAGGAAAGCACGACUAAGAGGUCAACCAAUUCUUGGUAUUUGUGCGGGCAGCUGGCGUAUUUGGGAGAUUUUUGGUGAGCUUUAUGUGGCUACACCAAAUGGCUAUGAGCUAAGAAGAACAUUACAACUUCAAGACGUUCAGGAUCAUAUGUAUUAUAGAAUGACCUCUUUAAGUAGUCUAGGAGAGACUGUAGGUAAUAAUGAAAUGGUUCAUUAUGUACUAAUACAACAAGAUUCUCUUCUAAGUUGUAUUAUGGACUUUCAGCUGGAUGCUGAAGUGCAAAAAAUUCCAGUGAAUAGCGUACAUUGGAAAUCACCUGUAGAUGCGGACCAUCCAGUUUUAAGUGUUUCAGCAAUAUCUAUAGGAAAUUGUAAUGCUAAACAUAGACAUGGGGAAAUGAUGCAGCCAGAAGAAGAAAUAGUCGAGGCUUUUGAAUCUAAAUAUGGUGCUCCAGUGAUAGGGAUACAGUGGCACCCCGAAGCUUUUUACAACAAUACAAAUGUUGAAUUUCAUCCAAAUAGCCAAUUGAAUGUACUAAAAUUUAUGACAAAAGCUGGUGAUGCCUAUCAAAGCAAGCGUGCCUUUUUAACAAUGUUUUCAGGUUUUUAG